UGUAUCCUCUUCCUCCUUCAAUAUCUUUAGUGAUCUUCAUGGCUUCUUCUAAGUCUCUUGUUUCAACUGUUCUCUUAGCAGCCAUUUUCUUUUUUUCUCUAAAGGUGAAUGCGUCCAGAGAGCUAAAUGAGCAAACUCAUAACAAUAAGGUUAGCAAUGGACCCGAAAAUGAAGACAAAAUGUCAGCUGGAUUAAAAUUUCCCAUAGGCGAUAAUAAUAACGGUGGUGAUACUAUUCCAUACCCCAGUACAGGAGGCUAUCUGCCUGGUAACGAAUUACCAGGUUCAGAAGGUUAUCUACCUGGCAAUGUAUAUCCCGGUAUGGCAGGUUAUUUGCCCGGAUAUCCUUAUUUCGGAGGUUAUAAUGGAGGCCAUCCUGGUCUACCAUUCUUCGACAAUGACCCUAGAAACUUUGGCAGCUUCCCACGUGGUGGUUACAAUGGUAAUAUUGGUGGUGGCAGCGGCCUGGGUAAUUAUGGUGGUUACCCGAGAUAUGAUGGCUAUCCUUAAAGUUACUAAAUUAUUAAAAUUUUAAUUAUUUGUGGCAUUGGUGUGUCCGUGUGUGUGGGCUUGUGUUUGCGUGAAUCUAAUUAAUAAGUUAUAAGUUUGAUGUAUGUAUGUUUGUUGUUUUGGUUUAGCCAAUUUGUUGUGUUGUGUACUUGUGUGUAAGAAAGAGGAUUAUGAAUCUAAUUAAUAAUCUACUACAUGUUAUUGUUGUUGUUGUUGUUACCAUCGAAUAAAA
Messenger RNA from Dioscorea cayenensis subsp. rotundata (Guinea yam), 741 nucleotides. Its product is annotated as heterogeneous nuclear ribonucleoprotein A3-like. Lineage: Eukaryota; Viridiplantae; Streptophyta; Magnoliopsida; Dioscoreales; Dioscoreaceae. The record is from RefSeq and is a predicted model, not a curated record. Bases 39 to 509 code for a protein of 156 amino acids. The transcript is spliced from 2 exons.